Messenger RNA from Rosa rugosa (rugosa rose), 345 nucleotides. Its product is annotated as glucan endo-1,3-beta-glucosidase 8-like. Gene Ontology annotation, cellular component: plasma membrane. Lineage: Eukaryota; Viridiplantae; Streptophyta; Magnoliopsida; Rosales; Rosaceae. Gene Ontology annotation, molecular function: hydrolase activity, hydrolyzing O-glycosyl compounds. The record is from RefSeq and is a predicted model, not a curated record. The transcript is spliced from 2 exons. The coding region runs from base 1 to 345 and encodes 114 amino acids. Gene Ontology annotation, biological process: carbohydrate metabolic process.
AUGGUUCGAGUCUCAAUUCUUGUAACAUGUGUCAUCUCUCUAAUGUUUGUGGUCUUGACAGACCAUGCUCAAGGUUUAGGUGUCAACUGGGGAGCAAUGGCAUCGCACCCUUUGGAUCCCAGCAAUGUAGUAAAGAUGCUCAAGGACAAUGGGAUCAAGAAAGUGAAGCUUUUCGACGCAGAGCCUGCCACCAUGAAGGCCUUGUCCGGGUCAGGUAUUUCGGUCAUUGUUGGAAUUCCCAAUGAAAAGUUGGCCUCAAUUUCUUCAGCUUACAAACAUGCCCAAAAAUGGGUGAAAGAAAACAUCACCAAAUAUGAUCAUAACGGGGGCGUUGAUAUCAGCUAA